This is a messenger RNA of Astyanax mexicanus (Mexican tetra), 4529 nucleotides long. It is a transcript of the gene phka2, whose product is annotated as phosphorylase kinase, alpha 2 (liver). Lineage: Eukaryota; Metazoa; Chordata; Actinopteri; Characiformes; Acestrorhamphidae. Gene Ontology annotation, biological process: glycogen metabolic process. Gene Ontology annotation, molecular function: calmodulin binding. Bases 124 to 3834 code for a protein of 1236 amino acids. The record is from RefSeq and is a predicted model, not a curated record. Gene Ontology annotation, cellular component: phosphorylase kinase complex. The transcript is spliced from 32 exons.
AGCAAGUAUCUACGGAUAGCAGAACUGGACAGAACAUCGGGCUGAGCGCGGCUCUGCAGAAAUGCGGUGUCCGAGCUGGAGUGGGUGAUGAGCGGCGUCUGAUCGGGGCAGAGCGGGGUAAAGAUGAGGAGCAGGAGUAACUCCGGGGUGCGGCUGGACGCGUUCGCCCGCCUGGUGCAGGAGACGAUCCUCUGCCAUCAGAAUCCUGUGACUGGUCUGCUCCCCGCUAGUGAACAGCAGAAGGAUGCCUGGGUCAGGGAUAAUGUCUACAGCAUCCUGGCAGUGUGGGGUCUGGGAAUGGCGUAUCGUAAGAAUGCAGACCGUGACGAGGACAAGGCCAAGGCCUAUGAGCUCGAGCAGAGUGUGGUGAAGCUGAUGCAGGGACUGCUGCAGUGUAUGAUGAGACAGGUGGCAAAAGUGGAGAAGUUCAAGCACACACAGAGCACCAAGGACUGCCUGCAUGCCAAGUACCACACGCCCACCUGUGCCACGGUGGUAGGAGAUGAUCAGUGGGGUCACCUGCAGGUGGACGCUACCUCACUGUACCUGCUGGUGCUGGCGCAGAUGACUGCAUCAGGACUGCGCAUCAUAUCUAACCUGGAUGAAGUGGCGUUUAUUCAGAACCUGGUGUUCUAUAUUGAAGCAGCGUAUAAAGUCGCAGAUUACGGCAUGUGGGAGAGAGGAGACAAGACUAACCAAGGAAUUCCGGAGCUGAACGGGAGCUCAGUUGGGAUGGCAAAGGCUGCGUUGGAGGCCAUUGAUGAGCUUGAUCUGUUUGGAGCACAUGGGGGACCAAAGUCAGUGAUUCAUGUUCUACCAGAUGAAGUGGAGCACUGCCAGUCUAUCUUGUGCUCAAUGCUGCCCCGAGCGUCUACGUCUAAAGAGAUUGAUGCCGGUCUGCUUUCGGUCAUCUCCUUCCCUGCUUUUGCUGUAGAAGAUGCUGAUCUGGUCAAUAUCACCAAAAGUGAGAUCAUCUCUAAGCUGCAGGGUCGUUAUGGAUGCUGUCGGUUUAUCAGAGAUGGUUACAGAACUCCAAAAGAGGACCCCACACGGCUUCAUUAUGAUCCAGCAGAACUGAAACUCUUUGAGAAUAUUGAAUGUGAAUGGCCGGUGUUUUGGACCUACCUCAUACUGGACGGCAUUUUCAAUGGAGAUCAUGUACAGGUGCAGGAAUACAGGGAGGCUCUGGAGGGCAUCUUGAUCCGGGGCAAGCAUGGCAUCAAACUGGUACCUGAACUGUAUGCUGUACCAGCUGACAAGGUUGAAGAUGAGUAUCGGAACCCCCACAGUGUGGACCGCAUGGCUGCAGGCCAGCUCCCCCACAUGUGGGGCCAGUCCCUCUACAUUGUGGGCAGCCUGCUAGCUGAGGGUUUUCUGGCUCCUGGAGAGAUAGACCCUCUGAACAGAAGAUUCUCCACAGGAUUCAAACCAGAUGUUGUAGUUCAGGUGAGUGUUGUGGCGGAGUCAAAAGAGAUCCGGGAUCUUCUGAGGGAUUAUGGGAUUGAUGUGCAGACUGUAUCAGAAGUCCUCCCCAUCCGGGUCAUGCCAGCUCGCAUCCUGAGCCACAUCUACGUCAAGCUGGGACACUGUAAGAAGCUGAAUUUGACUGGGCGCCCAUACCGGCACAUUGGUGUUCUGGGGACCUCUAAGUUCUAUGAGAUUAGAAAUCGAACCUACACUUUUACGCCACAGUUUAUUGAUCAGCAUCAUUUCUACCUGGCUCUGGAUAAUCAGAUGAUUGUGGAGAUGCUGAGGACUGAACUGGCGUACCUCUCCUCCUGUUGGCGGAUGACUGGGAGACCAACACUUACAUUCCCCAUCACACAGAACAUGCUGGUGGAUGAUGGAGAAAACAUUGACCCCUGCAUCCUGUCUACCUUGCGAAAGCUACAAGAUGGCUAUUUUGGUGGAGCAAGAGUGCAGAUGGCAAACCUGUCUACAUUCCUCACCACCUCCUUUCACACUAAGCUCAGCUUCAUGGAUGCUGACUCUGAUGAGAACUUUUUAGAUGAAGAUGACGAUGAAGAGGAAGACAAUGAGGAUACAGAGCAUACUUUUACCCCAUGUGAUGUGCUCGACUCGAAGGAUGUGCUUGAUCAGUACCUCACUCAGCUCCUGCAGAGCACAGCCACGAAGUCCCAUCUCCCUCCCAUCCAGAGGGGGCAGCACCACGUCUUCAGUGCUGAACACACCACCAGGGACAUCCUGACUCUCAUGGCUCAGGUUCAAGGACUCAACAUGCCUAAGCCAUCCAUGUAUUUACCUGUGACUCCAAUCAUGAACAAACACAGGAAAUCUCUGAACCUGCUGGAGGUCCCGCACCCUCAGAACCACCCUCCUCACCCACAGAAGACUUCGAGUGUUGACCUGCACUUACCCCGCGAUGCUCAAGGCAACACCGACUUCGCUGCUCUGGUCAGUCACCUGAAGGAAUGCCCAACGUUACAGGACCAGGCCGACAUCCUCUACAUCCUCUAUGCUAUGAAGGGUGCAGACUGGAUGGUUAAUAUAUCCGGGCAGUGUGGAGCUACAGUGCGCUCUCUGCUGGAGGAGCUCUAUAUUAAAGCUGGGGCGAGUAAAGAGUGGGGGCUCAUUCGCUAUAUCUCAGGCAUUCUGAAGAAGAGAGUGGAGGUCUUGGCUGAGGCCUGCACUGAUCUGAUAUCCCAUCAUAAGCAGCUGACUGUGGGUCUUCCUCCAGAACCCAGGGAGAAAGUCAUCACAGCUCCUCUUCCACCUGAAGAACUGAAUAAAUUGAUCUUUGAAGCCAGUGGCCAGGAUAUAAGCAUUGCAGUGCUCACACAGGAGAUCAUGGUGUAUCUGGCCAUGUAUGUGCGUUCUCAGCCGUCACUGUUUGGAGACAUGCUGCGUCUGCGGAUCGGUCUCAUCAUGCAGGUGAUGGCUACUGAGCUGGCCCGGAGUCUUCACUGCUCAGGUGAGGAGGCGUCAGAGGGGCUGAUGAACCUCAGUCCAUCUGAUAUGAAGAAUCUGCUGCAUCACAUCCUGAGUGGGAAAGAGUUUGGAGUGGAGAGGAGCAUGCGUCCUCUUGAGUCUUCCACCACCAGCCCAGCUAUCUCCAUCCAUGAACUGGGACACACAGGUGCUACUAAAACAGAGCGCACAGGUAUCCGGAAGCUGAAGAGUGAAAUCAAACAGCUUGACGACUCCAGGCCGAUAAGCAUCGCUAGUGGCAGUCAUUCCAUCAACAGCAAUGUCACAUCCCCCCGCUCCACGAGGUGCAGCAGUCCUUCCACCCCCAGUGGGAUCCUGUCUCCCACAGGUACAGGUGACUCGCGGCUGCAGUGGGAGGAGAGGCAGGGUCAGUGGUUGAGGAGACGUCGUCUGGAUGGAGCCAUCAACAGAGUGCCCAUGGGCUUCUACCAGAAGGUGUGGAAGAUCCUGCAGAAGUGCCACGGCCUCUCCAUCGCAGGAUAUGUACUGCCCUCCUCCACCACACGAGAGAUGACAGAAGGGGAGAUUAAGUUUGCUGUACACGUGGAGUCUGUGCUCAACCAUGUUCCUCAGCCCGAGUACAGACAGCUGCUGGUGGAGGCCGUCAUGGUGCUGACCCUAGUGGCCGAUAUGGAGAUUCCCAGCAUUGGAGGAAUCAUUCACAUUGACCGUGUGGUUCAUAUGGCAAAUGAUCUCUUCUUUCAGGACCAGAAAUCCAGUGGGGCCAAUGAGUUUUUCCUGGAGAAGGACCCGGCCACUGGUAUCUGCAACUUCUUCUACGACAGCGCUCCCAGCGGCAGCUACGGCACCAUGACCUACCUGUCCAAAGCUGUGGUCACCUACGUCCAGGACUUCCUCCCCAGCACCAGCUGCCUGAUGCAGUGAAGAGAACAGCGCAUCACUUUAACUUUAACACAGAGCGUUACAUUACCACUGCCUAGCUUCAUACAGAGAGACAGUGUUACACUACACUAACCGGACAAUCAGCUGUAUCAGCAGUAAGAUCAAUAAUCCUGUGAGAUCCAGUGGAUCUCUGGAACUGGACCACUGUGAUAUUAAUAACUCAUUAUACAAAAUUAGCAUGUUGAAUUCUAUUCUAUAUAUUUUAGUUGAUCUAUUGGAAUUAUUUAUUGUUGUUUUAAUAUUUAAUCUUUAAAGUAACCAUAAUAUUUUAUCACUGGAGAUCAUAUGGAGAUUGUUUAGCUAUGAACAAUAACAAAGAGAAUAUGAUAAGCAUAGUAUAUGAACAAACAAAACAUCUCAUAACAUUUCCAUAACACAAACUACCUUUAUGUGCUUAUUAUGAAUGUAGAUAAUGGUAAUUUCUGUUUUAUUGUAUUCUGUAAAUGUUACACUGAAUAAGAUUGCUGUGUAUUAACCCUGAGCCUGCUACUGUUCAAAGUAAUAUUCCGAUGCAAAUAUAGAAAUAAUGUGUGUUUCAGAUCAAAAGAUGAUCAAAAGAUGAUCAAAGGACGAGAAUCGAUCAAAUAAAUCAGAAUUUCAUAUUUAUUUCCUGAUUAAUCCAAUAACAAUCUCUACCAAAAAGGGAAAGAAGGAAAUGUGGAGAUAAAAAAGGAUUA